AUGUCGAAGCCUAAAGGGUUCAAGUACACAAGUGGACAGUACAUAUAUGUCAACUGUGCUGACGUCUCACCAUUACAAUGGCAUCCGUUUUCAAUUACUUCGGCUUCCGGGGACGAUUAUCUCAGCAUUCAUAUCCGCACACUCGGCGACUGGACAUCGCAACUCAAAUCCUUAUUUUCCAAGGUUUGUCAAGUUCCGUCGUCAACAAGUCAAAGUGAGCUCUUCCUAGCUGAUAUAGGCCAGGCCAACAACAUUGCCAGGGAAAGGUUUCCGAGGCUUUUGAUCGAUGGUCCAUAUGGUGCACCGGCACAAGAUUACCGGAAAUACGAUGUAUUGCUUCUGGUGGGUCUAGGGAUCGGAGCGACCCCAUUAAUCAGCAUAGUCAGGGAUCUCCUUAACAACAUCAAGAACCAUAAAUUAUCCAUCGAAGAAGGCACUAACCACAAUGUCCGAAGAAAGUAUGUCGCCACAAAACGAGCUUAUUUCUACUGGGUAACAAGAGAGCAGGGAUCUUUAGAAUGGUUCAGUGAGGUCAUGAACGAGGUAGCUGAGUAUGAUAGUGAGGGGAUUAUUGAGCUACAUAAUUACUGCACGAGCGUGUACGAGGAAGGAGACGCGAGGUCAGCGCUAAUCACGAUGUUACAGUCAUUGCACCACGACAAGAGCGGUAUUGACAUCGUGUCAGGUACUCGGGUCCGGACCCACUUCGCUAGACCCGAUUGGCGAAGUGUCUUCAAGCACGUCGCUGUGAACCACGUCAAUCAGCGAGUUGGGGUUUUCUACUGUGGUAAUUCAUGCAUCGUAGGAGAGUUGAAGAGGUUGGCUCAAGACUUUUCAAGGAAAACUGCGACCAAGUUUGAGUUCCACAAGGAAAACUUUUGA
This is a messenger RNA of Microthlaspi erraticum, 882 nucleotides long. The record is from the annotation of a GenBank genome assembly. Lineage: Eukaryota; Viridiplantae; Streptophyta; Magnoliopsida; Brassicales; Brassicaceae.